This is a messenger RNA of Clarias gariepinus (North African catfish), 5106 nucleotides long. RefSeq names its product secretion associated, Ras related GTPase 1B (gene sar1b). Lineage: Eukaryota; Metazoa; Chordata; Actinopteri; Siluriformes; Clariidae. The coding region runs from base 188 to 784 and encodes 198 amino acids. Gene Ontology annotation, cellular component: endoplasmic reticulum exit site; COPII vesicle coat. Gene Ontology annotation, biological process: membrane organization; vesicle organization; endoplasmic reticulum to Golgi vesicle-mediated transport. The transcript has 7 exons. The record is from RefSeq and is a predicted model, not a curated record. Gene Ontology annotation, molecular function: GTP binding; GTPase activity.
GGCAUACUAAAGGGCUAUUGCAAGUCAGCCAUUGCUGUGUUCGUGGCCGUGUUAGUGAUAGAAACUAGGGCAGUGAAUAAGACGUUUACUACAGCGUUUCGAAUUAAUUGGAGGAAUCUGUAGACUUCUGAGUGUAACAGUUGUCUGUUCAUCUACAUAUAGAUACGAGGAUUAAUACGAGCUGGAUAUGUCCUUCAUAUUUGAGUGGAUUUAUAGUGGUUUUAGUAAUGUACUGCAGUUUCUUGGACUGUACAAAAAGUCGGGUAAAUUAGUAUUUCUUGGGCUGGACAAUGCUGGCAAGACCACACUACUGCAUAUGCUUAAAGAUGAUCGACUGGGGCAACAUGUGCCAACCUUGCAUCCUACUUCAGAGGAGCUGACGAUUGCUGGUAUGACCUUUACCACCUUUGACCUUGGUGGCCAUGCACAGGCUCGAAGAGUGUGGAAAAACUACCUUCCUGCAAUCAAUGGCAUUGUCUUCCUCGUUGAUUGUGUAGACCAACCGAGACUGGCUGAAUCCAAAACAGAACUUGAUGCACUUAUGACCGAUGAAACUAUUGGAAAUGUGCCUAUUUUGAUUCUUGGUAACAAGAUCGAUAAGCCAGAGGCCAUAAGUGAGGAGAGACUUCGUGAACUGUUUGGGUUAUAUGGCCAGACAACUGGCAAGGGUAAUAUUCCUCUGAAAGAACUAAAUACCAGACCACUGGAAGUGUUCAUGUGCAGCGUUCUAAAGAGACAGGGAUAUGGGGAGGGAUUUCGCUGGCUUUCACAAUACAUUGACUAGACGUCCUACUUCAAGGAGGUGCACCAGGAACUGCCUAUCAAAAUUCCACCUCAUAUUUCAUAUUCACUUCUUGUUCAGCCUGCCAACACUCUCAAAAAAAAAGAAAAAAAAACUGCAGUAGUCACUCAGUACAACUUGAUUUAAAUAAACUUUUAUAGGGUAAGACAUUUAAUCCAACACUUAUUUUUCUUAAAGCUUUUCUAAAGGAAUUGCGUAUUAUUGUCUCAGUUUCCAAGCCAAAUAGAUUAAUUUUCCCAUAAUAGUUUCUUUUGAAUUUUUUUUUAUAUAUGUAAAAAUAUAUAGUAUCAAUACAUAUAAUUUUAGUGGUAUUGUCUGGCCCAGUUUAUGCUUACCGAUAUGAGACAUUAAAAAAGUAGUUUGAAGCCAUUGGCAAAUUCAGUUUUAAAGGGAUGCAUGGUUUAGAUUUUUUUUUAUUAUCUCUACUUGCAAUAUGUUAUGAAACUGCAGUCAUUUUGAAUAUUGUAGCUGUUUUAUUGAACAAAACAACAAAAAGCUAACAAAAAUUAAAUGUCAUGCCGCUUUACCCAGUUUAAGAUCCCUUUUUAAUGUGAUUGACAACUCAAACAUGGAUCUAUGCAGAAUAUCUAGUACAGAUGAAAUGCAAGAUAUCGAGAAUAUUCUGAUAAUACUGGAAAUAUUACUAAUGAUUCUAAUAUUUCUUUGGGUUUGAGAUCAAAAGAAGAAUGAGAUCAGAAUUUUACAUGGCCUCCAAGUGGCGCAGUGGUAAAGCGCUCGCCCCAUCAUCCGGAGAUCACGAGUUCAAUUCCCAGGUGGUGAUGUACCCUCUCGCAGCCGGGGGCCGAGCUCUCUUAGAGGGGAGGGAUGAGAGGUACUUGGUGCUCUCACAUUAAUCACGGCUCUACAGCUAAUCAGGGGCCUCUGUGAGCUCACGCAAGCGGAAGGAGCAGAUAACACUGCCCCCAUUGGUGUGUGAGCGAGCAGUUCGAAAAAGAUGCGGUCUUGGCUGGCGUCACGUGGUUCGGAGGAAACACGUGAUGGUCUUCGGCCCUCCCAACUGAGUGGUUGUAGUUGGCUGAAUGUGGGAGCCCCCUAGUGACGGAGAGGAAUUAAACAUGACUAAAUUAUAGAGAAAAUUCAGCCUCAACUUUCUGAUAUUUAAAGCUGUUUAAAAUAUGAUGUCUGAAUACCCCGUUUUGUUUAUGAACAAAAACAAAUAGAUUAAAAUAUGCAUUUUCUCCAUUAAUAAAAGGAACAUAAUAAAACAAACAUUUAAAGGAAGCUGUGAUACAAGCCUAAAAAAGCAUUAAAUAGAGAUGACAUCAAAUCUUUGCAUACUUAUUUGGGUUUGUUAUAUGAAGUUUCUUUCUUCAGGAUGCAUGCCCAAUGAAGUUAGGGUCGGGUGAUAGGUUUUAGACUAUCCAAGUAUUUAACUUUUUUUCCUUUCUGAUAUGUUCUCUUAUUGGUUUGCAGUAUAUCUUUGGGUCAUUGUCUUGUUGCAUGUUGAAGUUCCUCUUAAUUCAAUUGGAUGCAUUUCUCUGUAAAUUAUCUGACAAAAUGUUUCUAGACUUCGGAAUUAGUUCUGCUGCUACCGUCAUAAGUUACAGCAACAAUAAAGAAUAGUAAACCAAUUUCAGGAGCAGCCAUGCAAGCUUAAGCCAUGACAAUGACUGGAUCAUGCUUGACUAAUGAUAUAUUUUUAAAUCAUGAGCAGAGCUUUUUCUUACUUCACAGUUUGCCCUUUCUCUUAUUUUACUAGAUGUUAGUCUUGGUUUUAGAUCUUUUUUUAGAUCCCCCCUGCUCUUCUUAUUCUUAUAACUGCUCAGUACUUUGCAUCUUGUAAUAUUGCCUUCUAUUUUGUGCUCUAGGAGUCUCUUUUACACAGUGGUAUAUGAUGCAUUCAUCUCUGCCAUUGAAGAUUUUAAAACAAAAACAUUGACUGUUUUGGGGGGUUUUCCUUACAGCAAUCGAACUGUCAGUAACUGCUGCUGUUUUAUCAGCCUAUUCGAUGUCUCUCUGUUGUACACCACCAGUUCUUUUUUUUUUAGGAUAUUCUAGAUUCAAGAUUCUCUGGUUUUAAACAGUGGGUUCAAACAAAGGUGCCAUGUCAAGUUAUUUAACACGUAUUUAAAUGUAUAUAUCAGGAAAUUAACUCUUUUUAUUUUAUUUCAACCCCAAACAUCUUCACCGAAUUAAAAACAAAUAAAAGCAGAAUUUGUGUGUAAUGCUUUUGAAGGGGACUGCAAAUCACCUGUCAAACAUCUAUGGUAUAUGCAGCAUGCAACUAAAGGAGAUUUUAAAAACAUGUAAAUUGGAAGCAGUUAUCCUCAAAUAAAAAUAUAAUUUAGACUUUGGAAGUCAUUUUUAAGGUGGUACAAGUAAAUGUUUCUGUUCUUCCUUGGUGUAUCAUUUCAUGAGCUGUUGCAUGUAAUGGAGAAAUUCCACAUUAUAAAAAUUAUUACAUAUUUAAUAAAUAUAAAAUGGUAAAUUCUUAAAGUGACACAUUGCUUUUUCUACAGUAUGCAUAAUAACUGAAGGGUUUUAUUGCAAUCCCACUAUCUGUAUUUGUAUUCGGUGUCCAACACAACAUUUUCCCUGACUGGCCCUUUGGGGUCCAGGGGGGGCCAGUAUAUCAGUUUUUUUACUAGCCUAAUUAUCUAUCUAGCACCAUACAUUUGUAAUGAUUUAUCCAAAUGACAAAUUUAAAAAAGUAUAUAUUUUACUUAAUCUACAAGUCCUAAACACUACCCAGUAUCGCUACUCUACAAAGUGUACAUCCAGAAGUUAAGCUGUGAAUUUUGCUCGCCUGCCAUUUGCAGAUCUGCGCGAUAAAUUGAUUAUUUAGACCAGCCUCCUAAUAUAACAUUCUAUCUAGUAGGCUAGUUUAGUUGAUUUUCACCACUCCAGUGGUAAAAAAGCAACAAAAUCUUCCUAAUUAAGUGUUAACUUUGUAUGUUUUGGGAGCUAGCGAAUGGGCAGAGGUGGAAAGUAACGAAUUACAUUUACUCGCAUUACUGUAAUUGAGUAGUCUUUGUACUUCUACUUUUUAAAGUAGUUUUUAAAAUCUGUAAUUUUACUUUUACUCAAGUAUGUUUUGUUUGAAGUAUUGUACUUCGCUACAUUUGAAAUCAUAUUCGCUACAGAGUAAAAAAUAAAUGAAUAAAAAUAAAAAAGAAAUUGGUAAAAAUAAUUUUACAGGAAGGAAAAAGAAAUUGCACCCCGGAAACCACUGCACUAAUUGAUCGAUGGAUGGGAAGAACAGAUGCACUAAAUAUGAACUAUGGAGGCGGACAAAACAGAUGCCAGUGAUGCAGACCCAGCUGAAAGCGAACUGCCAUCAAAUUCUAAUGAGUAACCCCCUGGCCUUUGUACUAUGUUGUAUAUCACAUUAUGUAUGUACGAUGCCCUUUUAAGAGUUGCCACCCCUCUACCAGUGUGUGCAUUGCGAAGGCGUGUGCGUAAGAAGGAGAGGAGCUCAGGGAUGCUGUUUACCCCUGAAACACUCUAUUCUUUUACCUUUUUCUUUACUUUUACUUUGUUUUGUACUAUAAUUUUUUAUGCUGGAAGAGGCGGAUAAAGGUUAUGUGCUAAACAUAAUUCAUGGCUCGGAGCAAAAGUGUUCCUUCAAUUAAAAACAACUACUUUGAGAUUUAUAUCUGCUUGUCUUUUUUUAACUACUCCAGAAUCCCCCAUCCCAUCCCGCUGUAAAAAAAACAAGGGAACUAACUUUUACUCUGAGUAAAUUUUUAAUGAAUCUUCAACUUUUUACUUUUACUUGAGUAAAUUUUUAUAAUGGUAACUUGAGUAAAAUUUCACCGAAGUAACUGUACCUUCACUUGAGUACAAACGUUCUCUUUCCAUCUUUGUGAAUGGAAUUGACCCUGCAUGUAUCCCAGAACUGGAAAUACACAUUAACCACCCUUAUAAAUGUAUCUACUUUCACAGCUUAUAAAGUUUAUAUGCUGCUUUAACAAUGUUUAUGAAGCAUAUGCACAGGCUGCGUUUUUUCCCCCCUCCCCCUCCGUUUCAAAAUCAUGGUGAGGUUUCGCAAACUUUGCAUAUAUCGCAGAGCUAGUGUCAAGCAGAUUUCGCCCUCGGCCCUCUUGGCUAGUUUGUAGCACAAGAACCUCCCCUUAAGUACGCGCAAUGUUUCAGAUGGUAUGGCAAGUGUAAACACUUAAAUCGGAUAUGGUUCAUAGUUGAAAGAACGUGUAAACAGACGGUCAAAAAAAAAAAAAAACAGAUAUAGGCAACAAAAAUUAUUUUUAUUAUUUUUAUAUUAACUAUUAAAUAUUAAGGGAAUUAGUUAGAAAAAAAUAAGUUAAUUAGCAGUCAAUCUAGAA